Boleophthalmus pectinirostris (great blue-spotted mudskipper) is the source of this 1048-nucleotide messenger RNA. Its product is annotated as gap junction Cx32.2 protein-like. Bases 83 to 868 code for a protein of 261 amino acids. The transcript has 3 exons. Lineage: Eukaryota; Metazoa; Chordata; Actinopteri; Gobiiformes; Gobiidae. The record is from RefSeq and is a predicted model, not a curated record. Gene Ontology annotation, biological process: cell communication. Gene Ontology annotation, cellular component: connexin complex.
UCUGGCAGUGGUCCCUCUGUCACUGAGCUGAACAGCUGCUGCAGUUCUGUGUCUCGACGACAUUUAACUAAAAGCGGGCGCCAUGGGAGAGUGGGGGUUCCUGUCGAAGCUGCUGGAUAAGGUCCAGUCUCACUCCACUGUGGUGGGCAAAGUGUGGCUCAGCGUCCUCUUCAUCUUCAGGAUCAUGAUCCUCGGGGCGGGAGCAGAGAAGGUAUGGAGCGAUGAGCAGUCCAAAAUGGUGUGCAACACAAAGCAGCCUGGUUGUAAGAAUGUGUGCUACGACCAGGCCUUCCCCAUCUCUCACAUCCGCUUCUGGGUCCUCCAGAUCAUCUUCGUCUCCAGUCCUACCCUCAUCUACCUCGGUCAUGUCAUGCAUGUUAUCCACAAGGAGAACAAACUGCGAGAAUACAUGCAGAGCCACUCUCGCAGUGAAAUAGUCAAAGUCCCUAAGUAUUCAGACGACAAAGGGCACGUGGACAUCAAAGGAAACCUACUUGGCAACUACAUGACGUCCAUAUUUUUCCGAAUUCUCCUCGAGGUGGCGUUCAUCAUAGGGCAAUAUUAUCUCUAUGGGUUUGUCAUGCAGCCACUGAUUGUCUGCAAACGUGACCCAUGCCCAUUCACCGUGGAGUGCUUUAUGUCUCGUCCCACGGAAAAAUCUAUAUUUAUAAUCUUUAUGUUAGCAGUGGCGUGCGUCUCCCUGGUGCUAAACGUGAUGGAGAUCUUCUACUUGGCCUGUGCCCGCUCCAAGAAAAGAUCAAGAACUGUGGACGCGUCCGCCCUGACCCUCAACCCGCGUUUCCAUGGCAACAGCCUCACGCAGAACGAGAAGAUGAGUCUCACAGAUGUCAGCCACAGCAAAGCAUAACAUUUUACUCCCUAUUUUAGAAGAUAUGCACGCAAACAUUUCAAGGUCAUUCUUUUUGAAAUGUUUAAAUAAUUAUUUCUGGGCUGAAAAUAUGUGUUUGUGUGAAUUUGAUUAAUAGCUUAUUGAUAUUUUUUGUAAGGAAAGGGCUGUUUAAAACCUAAAUCAAGACAAAUGUGUGGG